This is a messenger RNA of Psammomys obesus (fat sand rat), 1867 nucleotides long. It is a transcript of the gene Arhgap8, whose product is annotated as Rho GTPase activating protein 8. The transcript has 12 exons. Gene Ontology annotation, biological process: small GTPase-mediated signal transduction; negative regulation of endocytic recycling. Gene Ontology annotation, cellular component: cytoplasm. The record is from RefSeq and is a predicted model, not a curated record. Lineage: Eukaryota; Metazoa; Chordata; Mammalia; Rodentia; Muridae. Gene Ontology annotation, molecular function: GTPase activator activity. The coding region runs from base 192 to 1409 and encodes 405 amino acids.
GACCCCAUGCUGAACACAAGCCACCCAUUCUAUGAUGUGGCCAGACACGGCAUCAUGCAGGUGGCAGGACCCUCUGGAAUACAGAGAAACUAAGAUGAUGGACCCCAAGUAACAGAUAACAAUUCCAGGGCUCCUGGAACAGAGGGCCCCAAUCUGAGGAGCUUCAAACAACAGACAUUCUCACGGGUCUCAUGGAUCUGGGGUUCAGAAGGGAUGACCGCCAGGGGAGACGCAUCUUCACCUUCAGCUGCUGCCGACUGCCGCCCUUGCACCAGCUCAACCACCAGCGUCUGCUGGAGUAUCUGAAGUACACGCUGGACCAGCAUGUGGAGAAUGACUAUACCAUCGUCUACUUUCACUACGGCCUCAGCAGCCAGAACAAACCAUCCCUCGGCUGGCUCCAGAAUGCCUACAAGGAGUUUGACCGGAAGUACAAGAAGAACCUGAAGGCCCUGUAUGUUGUGCACCCCACCGGCCUCAUCAAAGUUGUGUGGAACAUCUUCAAGCCCCUCAUCAGUCACAAGUUUGGGAAAAAAGUCACCUACUGCAGCAACCUGCGUGAGCUCCGGGAACACCUUCAGGGCGACCAGCUGCUGGUACCCCCGGAAGUCGUGCGGUAUGAUGAGAAGCUGCAAAACCUGCAGAAAGGCCAGCUGCCCCCUCCCACCAAGACUCCACCACCUCGGCCGCCUCUGCCCACUCAGCAGUUUGGCGUCAGCCUGCAAUACCUCAAAGACAAGAAUCAAGGGGAACUCAUCCCCCCCGUGCUGCGGUGGACGGUGACGUACCUGAGAGAGAAAGGGCUGCGCACUGAGGGCCUGUUCCGGAGAUCAGCAAGCGCCCAGACCAUCCGCCAGAUACAGCGGCUGUAUGAUCAAGGGAAGCCGGUAAACUUUGAUGACUACGGGGACAUGCACGUCCCAGCCGUGAUCCUGAAGACGUUUCUGCGAGAGCUGCCCCAGCCGCUGCUGACCUUCCAAGCCUACGAGCAGAUUCUGGGGAUCACCAGUGUGGAGAGCAGCCUGCGUGUGACCCAUUGUCGCCUGAUCCUGCAGGGCCUCCCAGAACACAACUAUGCCGUCCUCCGCUACCUCAUGGGCUUCUUGCAUGAGGUGUCCCGGGAGAGCAUCGCAAACAAGAUGAACAGCUACAACCUGGCCUGCGUGUUCGGGCUGAACUUAAUCUGGCCAUCUCAGGGGGUGGCUUCUCUGAGCGCCCUGGUGCCUCUGAACCUGUUCACGGAGCUGCUGAUCGAGUAUUACGACAAAGUCUUCAGUGCCCAGGAGAGCCCCAGGGAGCACAGCCAGGACACUGUGGAAACGCAGCCAGCUCACCCCGUCACCAAGGGGUUCACACAGGCGGGCACUCCCCGGGCCUCACCAUACCUGUCACGCCUCAGAAUCCCCUGACUGGCUGGAGACACCCCAAGAUGGGAGACUGAAGGGACAUGGGAACUUGCAGGCAAGGGGCCCAAGAGUUGCUGCAGGGAGGCUCCUGGCUUACUCUUCCCAUCUGGACGGGGCGGGCCUUAUACCACACUCACCCUUCCAGCUCUGGCAACUCCAGCUCUGUGGUGGUAAACAGGCCUGAGAUAGAAUUGUGUCCCACCCCCAGCACCGUCAGCUGGAACAAGUUUUCGUUCUCCUUUGCCUGAUUCCUGUCUGGUCAUGGGGCAAAGAGAACGCUGCAUCCUCACCGAAGCUGGAUGUUUGUUUAUUUGUAUCUGCCACUGAACAAGUAAUGCAGGCGUUUGUUUCCUGGUUGUGUCAAAGUUGCUCAGCAUGUGGAACCCGAGGCCCAGGCACGACCCAUGAUAGCUAUGGACACAGCACAACCAAAAAGGGCAAACUUGCUUCAAACAUGAGGG